AUGGUGACCCCGGCCCCUCCCCCAGCCGCGGGACUGCCAAGAAGUGAGAGAGUGCAGCACCGGGGGCCGAGGAGAGAGAGCGAGAAGAGCCGGUCCGAGAUUUGCCGGGGCCGGGCGCGGGGGGCGGGGGGGGUUGAUGUCGGUGCCACGAGCGGACGGAAACCGGGAGGAAGGCGCGGCGGCAGAGUGGAAGCGCGAGCCCAGAACUUAACUUCACAGGUCCAUCAACAUCUAGGCUCCUCCGGGUCCGCUGCACGGACGGGACGGCAGGCCAGAGUCACCGGGCCCCGGCAGCGCCGGCGUCGCGCUCCUGCUGACACGGCCCGUGAAACGAAGGACGGACGGACGCCGCGGACCGUUCACUCUCCCGGGCUGCGCGACCAGAGUACUCGGGAAGCCCGAGUGGAACGAGUCGCUCGCUUCGCCUCGACCUCCGCUCGGGGCCCAAAGCCGGGCCGGGCGGGGGCCGGGGACGCUCAGCGCUCCGGGGGCGCUGGGUGGGCGGGCGGGCGGAGGCGGCCUCGCUGCAUUCUGCUCAAUCGCCCCCUCUCGACUCUGCCCACGAUUUCUUUGCGGAGAAACGUGGGGAAGUCGAAUGGAAGUGCUGAGGUGUUGAGAAGUGAAAAUGGAAGAAGGGAGAGGACCAAAGCCUUGGGGUGCAGCCCUGCCCCACUCCCAGAUGUUCCUUUAGGCCGCUUGCCCCGUGCGUCCAUCAACCCACCCCACCUUUCCCCAUCUGGGCUCCAGGUCCAGGACGUCCUGCCGAGAUCAGUGGGGCAAAAGGGUAAUUAUUACAUCAUCCUUGACAGGAAGACUGAGGGAUGGUUCCCUUUGAUCAAUUCCAAGACACAGACCGACAAGGCCUGGGGAAGUAGGGUGGAGAAAGGAGCAGAAUGCCUCCGCCUGGAUAGGAAAGCAAAUCACGUGUGUCCCUCGCUCAUCUCCAGCCAAGGCUAUAGUGUGAGUAGAAAGCUCUGGAAACACAGUGGCUCUCUUAUAGAUCACAGCAGCUGUUUUAUCAAGUAUGCUGUGAUGUUGGCCCUACCUGCAAAAUAUGAUAAAAUGAAAUCACCAAUGGCUCUUCCAAGAAAAGCAGAAAAUCAACAAAGCACUAUCAACUGAAGUUCUUUUAUUCCCUAGGUAGUGUUCAAUUUAUUCUGCAUUUUGAAAUUUUAUCUUGAUAUUACUUGCCACCUACAUACCUCAAAGAGGUAUUGUAAGGAUUAAAAUAAUGUCUUAAAGUGCUUUGAAACAGG
Aethalodelphis obliquidens (Pacific white-sided dolphin) is the source of this 1256-nucleotide messenger RNA. RefSeq lists its product as uncharacterized. Lineage: Eukaryota; Metazoa; Chordata; Mammalia; Artiodactyla; Delphinidae. The record is from RefSeq and is a predicted model, not a curated record. The transcript has 5 exons. The coding region runs from base 1 to 1122 and encodes 373 amino acids.